AUGUUUGGGGAUUUCGCCCGGGCGCUUCUGCACUGCCGGGAUCUAGCCCAGGGAUCACAGAUCCACAGCGCGAUCCUCGAGAGCAAGCACCGGCGCAGCGUCUACCUUGCCAAUCUCGCGCUCAACAUGUACAACAAAUGCGGCAGCCUCGAUCUGGCACGGAGAUCCUUCGACGCAAUCGCAUUGCCGGACAUCUACUCGUGGAACACGAUGAUCGCGGCAUAUGCCACAGCCGCGCAUCCACUGCAAGCCAAAGAACUCUUCGAUGGGGCGCCGCAGAGAAAUGUAGUGACCUGGAAUUCCCUUUGCAGUGCCUACGCAAGAGCAUUGGAUUGCGAUCACGCGCGAGACUUGUUUGUUCGAAUGCCGCAGAGAGCCACAAUCUCCUGGAACACCGUAAUCGCAGUGAAUGCCCAAACUGGGCAUCUUGAAAGAGCGAAGCAUUACUUUGAAACGAUGCCAGAGAGGAGCGCUGUGUCUUGGAUCACGAUGGUCACGGCCCUGGGACAGAAUUCCUGGGAACAAAAACAAGAUCAUGUCUUUGAUCUGUCGCUGGCGCUGGAAUUCUUCCGCCGGAUGCCGGAGUGGGACGCCAUCGCUUGCAAUGCCGCCUGCAAAAUCCACAUCCAGCACAGGGAUCUCGACGCCGCGAGGAAGAUCUUCGAUCUCAUGCCGACCCGGGACUUGAAUUCCUGGAAUCUGAUGAUCACGGGAGCUGGGCAGCUCGGGCAGCUCCAGGAAUCCAAGAGACUGUUUGAUCUUGCGUUGGGGAAGAACUCUGUGACCUGGAACUUCAUCGUCGCCGCCUUCUCCAAGGCGGGCUAUGUUCCGGAGAUCCGGGAAAUAUUCCAAAAGAUGCCACACCACUCGAUCGUCGCGGGAACCGCAGUGAUCGACGCCCUUGCCCAGAGAGGGCAUCUGGAGGAUUCGAAGAGCGUGUUUGAUGCGAUGCCGGAGAUCGACACUGUCGCUUGCAAUGCGAUGCUGUCGGCGUACUCGCAAACUGGAAGACUAAAUUCCUGCAAGGAGUUCUUCGAUCAAUCCAUGCCGGAGAAGAACGAUGUCUCGUGGACUGCCCUCGCUACCGCAUUUGCUCUCUCUGGGCAUGUUGAUUUUGCGCACCGGGUGAUCGAUCGAAUGCCCGAGACCGAUCCAAUCGCGUGGAGCGUUCUCUGCCAGGGCUACGCUGCGAGCGGAAAUCUGGAUUCAUCGUCUCGAAUCUUUGCUUUCAUGCCCAGCAGCGAUCUCCCUUCGAGGAACGUGAUGAUCGCGGCAUUUGCUCGCAAUGGGGAUCUUGCCGGAGCCCGGCUCGUCUUCGAUGAGACCCCAGUCUCGUCUCGAUCCGGCGCGUGGAGCACGAUGUUCCAGGCGUAUGCGCGAAGUGGGCAUCUCGAUCCGGCGAAAGCCCUCUUCGAUUCCAAGCGCGAGCUCCACUCGAUCGUGUCAUGGACCGCAAUGGUUGCCGCCUACGCGCGCUGGGGAGAGGCCGCCGCGGCGAAAGCUGUGCUGGAUCGAAUGCCCGAGUGGGACGUGACAGUGUGGACGAUCGUGGUGUGUGGAUUCGCCGACAAUGGCGAGCUCCAGGAGGCCCAGCGCCUGUUUGAUCGAAUACACGAGCCGGAUCUUGUGCUGUGGACCAGCUUGAUGGCGGCGUACACGCGCAAUGGCAAGAUCCGCGAGGCCGCGACGAUGUUCCGCCAGGCGCGCUGGAUCCCCGACCCAAUCCUCUGGAGCGUGAUGCUCGCGGGCUUCGCCCAUCACGGCCACCACCGCGACGCCAUCGAUCUCUUCCGCGAGAUGCUGCUCCACGGGAUCCGGGCGGACGAGAGCGCGCUGACGACGAUGCUGCUGGCGCACGGCGCGGUUGGAUCCAUCGCGCAGGCGCACGAAUGUUUCGCCGCGAUCUCCCGCGACUUUGGGCUGGAUCAUCCGUCGCUGGGGCACUACACGGCGAUGAUCGAUGCGCUGGGCCGGGCUGGGGAGCUCGGGGACGCCGAGGGCCUGGUGGAUUCGAUGCCGGUGGCGCCGGGGAGGAUCAGCUGGGGGAAUUUGCUGACGGCGUCGUGGAUUCAUGUGGAUGCCGGGCUGGGCACCCGCGCGGCGGAGCACAUCUAUGCCCUGGAGCCGGAGAAAUCCGCGCCCUAUGUGACUCUGGCCAAUAUCAACGAGCUCACCAUCGAUUGA
Selaginella moellendorffii is the source of this 2184-nucleotide messenger RNA. RefSeq names its product pentatricopeptide repeat-containing protein At2g35030, mitochondrial. The record is from RefSeq and is a predicted model, not a curated record. The coding region runs from base 1 to 2184 and encodes 727 amino acids. NCBI's taxonomy places the organism in Eukaryota, Viridiplantae, Streptophyta, Lycopodiopsida, Selaginellales, Selaginellaceae. Gene Ontology annotation, molecular function: protein binding. The transcript has a single exon.